Durusdinium trenchii is the source of this 1096-nucleotide messenger RNA. NCBI's taxonomy places the organism in Eukaryota, Dinophyceae, Suessiales, Symbiodiniaceae. The record is from the annotation of a GenBank genome assembly.
AUGUUCUCCGAGAUCUCCCGCGUCUUGCGGCCCAACGGCCGCGCCCCGGACCGGAUCGUCGAGAGCGUGGCACGGAGAAGGGGGUUCUGUGACCGGAUCGGAUCUCAAGGCUUCAUCUCCGUGUCUCUGGGCCAGCCGGAGGAGCUGAACACGCCCCGCUUCUUCCGUAACGCCUCCUAUGGCUGGAAAGUGCAAUAUGCCUUGAGUUACGACGAUUACUAUGUGGGGUGCCUCAGUUGGGCGGCCUCAGCAGGUCUACACCAUGACGAAGUCGUCCAAGAAGCGCGCCAAGACGGGGGAACUCUGAGCCGGUCCCGACUCCGCGCCCGAACCCUUGCCCCGGGUUCGCGGCCCGCCCCGCGGGUUCGCGGGUUCGCGGCGGAGAACGCAUCUCCCACCGCUGCGCUGAAAGAUGAGAUGUCCAAGUUCAAGGGCACGCCGCCGGCAGAGAACCCAAAGCAAUGGUUCGAGAAGUGGCUGGAGACGUUGCCCGAGGAGAAGGAGACCGGCCCCGGUGGUAUGGAUCUGGGGAUGCUGCAAGACAUGAUGGGCAAGGGAGGUGGCAAAGGUGCCCAGGGAGGUGGCAAGGGCGGCGCCGGCAGUGCUCCUCCGGAAACGGCCAAAGCUGAAGAGGUCGAGAAGGAGGAGGAUGGGUAUGUUUGGAGCCAGCAGGGCGAGGAGGUGCAGAUCGCCUUUACCUUGCCGAAGGCCGCAUCGAAGAAGGAUGUGAAGGUCCAGUUCAAGCAGAGCUCCAUUCUAGUGCAGGUGCAUGGUGACACGUUGCUCCAGGGCUCCUUGCAGGGCAAGGUCGAGGCCGAGGGUUGCACCUGGUGCUUGGUGAACAGCGGCAGCGAGCUAAACGUGAUGCUCACCAAGCAGAACGAGAAGGACCAGUGGGCCAACUUGCUGAAGUGACUGGAGCACAAGGGGCCCGGUGGGCCAGCUCCGAGAGAAAAACGGCCACCGCUUCAAACGAAGGUGCAAGCGGUUUUUGGGUGGCAGCGGGCUGCCCGAGCAGCGGGCGGAGCGUAGGUUUGUUCGAGCGCAGGUAGGAUCCGGCGAUGCAUCUCCUUCCUUCGGCGGAGUUUGAUAAACA